Molecule: messenger RNA, 494 nt
Organism: Parathielavia appendiculata
Lineage: Eukaryota; Fungi; Ascomycota; Sordariomycetes; Sordariales; Chaetomiaceae
Exons: 1
Coding region: 88-366 (92 amino acids)
Source: RefSeq, a predicted model, not a curated record
CCAAGUACCCAUUCUUAUUCGCCGAGCUUUUGCUCCGAAACAGGCUCCAGAAGCCUUUCUUCUUCGGCUCGGCCAUGCUGGGACUGAAUGACAUGCCGCUCAGUCAGGGGUCCUAUUUCGACUUCUGUUUGCUUUGGCGGACUGUUAACAGGAUGCUCAACAUGUGCGCAUGCGUCUGAUGAAUAUGUGGAGCGGUCUGCGAGGCUGAGUUGCCGCAACACACACACAUGUCAUGAUAUGUCUUUCAGUCAACCCACGCUUACUACCGACGCAUGGGAAAGGAGAGCCAGCGGGUGUAACGUCCGGUCGUAUCCAUCAGCCGUCGAACCGGCUCGGUCAGUGAUCGAGAGCUGCAGCCAACUGUAGGAGAAGAUCUUUUAGGGUAAGAUGCGAUGACCACACAAGAUUCGAAGUUCGUGAUGGAAACGGGUGCAGAGACGAAACUGUUGGUUCCAGAAAGGAACACGCGGGCAGUUUUCAUGAAACAGCUUUGA